AUGAUGGCGAUGGGGAUAUUUCUGUUCAUUUUGCUGCUUGCUCUGCUCAUUCUCCUCUUCUUGAAACAACUCUGGUCCCGAAGACAUUUGCCUCCUGGUCCUUUGGCUCUACCUCUCAUUGGGACUUUGUGGGCUCAUGGGUUUUCCCUUAGUGAAGAUUAUUUCCGCAAGCCUGCAAAACGAUAUGGAAAUAUAUACACCAUGUGGGCUGGAUCUCACCUUCUAGUAGUGCUAUCUGGAUUCAGAGCUGUGAAAGAAGGAAUGACCGGCUUCUCAGAUGGAUUUUCUGAUCGACCAAAUGAUCCUUCCUUAAUUGCUAUAGGGAAAGGAAUGGGAAUUAUUCUCUCCAAUUGCCUCACCUGGAAACAUCAGCGACACAUUGCCGUCACUUCUCUGCGGAAGCUGGGCCUGGGGAAGAAAAGCAUUGAGCACCAGAUAGAAGACGUGGCUCAGACAUUGGUGGGGAUCUUUAGACAAACAAAAGGACAGCCCUUUGACCCUUCAAUUCCAGUGCUAAAUGCAGUUUCUAAUAUCAUAUGUGCUUUGAGUUUUGGAUAUCAGUUUGCUCCAGAAGAUAAGAACUUCCAGGAGUUAAUUCAAUCCCUUGAAAGGAUUGUGAAGUUCACUGGUACUUUUUUCCACUUGAUGUUUAGUGAGUUCCCACGAUUAAUGAAGCACCUCCCAGGCUCUCACAAGGAGGCCAUGGCUAGUGCAGAGUUUAUCCGUUCCUUUGCAAAGCAGGAAAUAGAGAAACACAAGGAAUUUCACUCUCUACAUGAGCCGCAAGAUUUUAUUGAUCAUUAUCUUCUUCAGAUGGAGAAGUCCGGCAAUGACCCCGAUUCUACCUACAAUGAAGAGAACUUGGCUCAGUGUAUUAGUGAUUUUUUUUCUGCUGGAUCAGAGACAAGCUUCAUUACUAUAAUGUGGGCUCUGCUCCUCUUGACCAAUCGUCCUGACAUCCAAGAGAAAGUCCAGAAGGAGAUUGAAGAUGUGUUUGGCUUCUCAGGGUCAAUUUCCUAUCAGGAUCGGAAGAAGCUGCCCUACACCAAUGCUGUGAUUCAUGAAAUGCAGCGUGUAAAAUAUGUCUUACUAGUUGGAGUUCCCAGGCAAAGCACAAAGGAUGUGAAGAUGAGGGGCUACCACAUCCCAAAGGGGGCCAUUAUUGCUGCAGACCUGCACUCUGUCCUUCUUGAUCCUGAGCAAUGGGAGACACCGGAAGAAUUCAACCCCAAUCACUUUUUAGAUAAGCAUGGGAAGUUCAUUGAACGGGAAGAGUUUCUGCCAUUUGGAAUAGGUGAACGUGCCUGUGUGGGAGAGCAACUGGCAAGAAUUGAGCUCUUCAUCUUUCUGGCCAGCUUGUUGAGGUCCUUCAGCUUCCGGUUGCCUGAAGGAGUGAAAGAACUCAACGAAGAGCCUGUUGUAAAAGUGGUAGUGCAUCCACACCCUUACAAACUGUGUGCUAUUCCCACCCAGGCUUAA
This is a messenger RNA of Thamnophis elegans (Western terrestrial garter snake), 1479 nucleotides long. Its product is annotated as cytochrome P450 2J5-like. Gene Ontology annotation, biological process: xenobiotic metabolic process; arachidonate metabolic process. Lineage: Eukaryota; Metazoa; Chordata; Lepidosauria; Squamata; Natricidae. The coding region runs from base 1 to 1479 and encodes 492 amino acids. The transcript is spliced from 10 exons. Gene Ontology annotation, cellular component: intracellular membrane-bounded organelle; cytoplasm. Gene Ontology annotation, molecular function: iron ion binding; oxidoreductase activity, acting on paired donors, with incorporation or reduction of molecular oxygen, reduced flavin or flavoprotein as one donor, and incorporation of one atom of oxygen; heme binding. The record is from RefSeq and is a predicted model, not a curated record.